Molecule: messenger RNA, 562 nt
Organism: Schistosoma spindalis
Lineage: Eukaryota; Metazoa; Platyhelminthes; Trematoda; Strigeidida; Schistosomatidae
Source: the annotation of a GenBank genome assembly
CAAUCAUAAAAGGCAUCAUUUGCAAUAAUGUAAUUAUUCAUUAAUACAAUGUAUGAAACCCAUUAGUUAUAGGUAGUCAAUACAGUAUUAAAAUAAACAAAUGUAUCUAUUUUGAAUUCAUAAGAUCUAUAUAUAUAUAAUGGCUGACUGGAAUAUCGACUUGGAUAACAAAAGACGUUUGAUCUGUCAAUGUUUAUGUCCAUGUUUAAUUGAUGGAACAUUAAACGAUGUUAGAGACGAAAGCGUUUACUCAGAGGUAGAAAAAGAAAAAGAAGAAGAAGAAGAAGAAGGAAUAUUCUUAACUUCUAAAGCCAAAGCCUUAUCAAACCUUUUGUUUUUAAAAGACGAUAUAUUUGAAAUUGAAGCAUUAAAUUUGUACGAAAAGAAAGCAAUUACAACAUUACAACCAUGGAACAGUGAAUACAACUUAAGGAAUUGUUAUUGUGAAGAAUUUCAAUCAUCAUCUCAAGUCAUAAAGAGAUAUUUACAAGAUGAAGCUAAACAAAUCAAUCGUUAUGCGUUGAUGACUAUCUUACAUAACGUUACCGGAGCUAUAGUAUGA